Peromyscus maniculatus bairdii (prairie deer mouse) is the source of this 1961-nucleotide messenger RNA. NCBI's taxonomy places the organism in Eukaryota, Metazoa, Chordata, Mammalia, Rodentia, Cricetidae. The record is from RefSeq and is a predicted model, not a curated record.
UGAGUCAGCGCUUGCGCCGGUCGCCCUGAGGUGACAGCUGUUGUGCGACGCUUUGGGGAAACCAUGGGACGGCAGUGGGGUCCCUCCAUGAAGGUGGCGGAGCAGGCGGGCUGUGUGGUGAGCGCCUCGCGGGCCGGGCAGCCUGACGCAGGCUCGUGGAGUUGCAGCGGGGUGAUCCUGAGCCGCAGCCCAGGCCUUGUGCUUUGUCACGGGGGCAUCUUCACCCCCUUCCUGCGGACGGGCAGCGCGGCGCUGACCCGGACGGGUGCCACCUUCCUGCCGGGCGACAGUUGCAGCGAUGACCUGCGCCUGCACGUGCAGUGGAGAUCUACGGCUGCCAGCCCCGCCGGUCGCGCGGAGCAGGAGCUCCCGGGGCUGUGUACGCCUCAGUGUGCGAGCCUGGGCCUCGAACCCGGCGCCGCCAGCCGGGCCCGCGCACGGCCUCUACAGCCCCCGCGGCCCGCGCAGCUGCUGUUGCUGCUCAGCUGCCCGGCCUUCCGCUCCCACUUUGCACGGCUCUUCGGGGCCGAAGCGGCCGAACAGUGGCACUUCGUGAGCUCGGCGCCCGACGACGCGGUGUCGGAGGAGGAGGAGGAAGACCAGCUGCGUGCGCUCGGCUGGUUCGCGCUGCUGCGGGUGCGGCCCGGAGCGGCGGCGGCGGCGGCGGCGGCAACGGUGGGCGCGCCCCGGGGCCCGCCCCUGCGAGACCUCGGACCCCCGUGGGCGGCUGCGGCCGUGCUGGUGGAGUGUGGUACUGUGUGGGGCUCCGGAGUGGCCGUGGCGCCGCGCCUGGUGGUGACCUGCCGGCACGUGGCUCCCCGGGAAGCAACCAGGGUCCUGGUGCACUCGGCCACCCCCAAGAAUGUGGCAAUCUGGGGACGCGUGGUGUUUGCCACUCAGGAGACCUCGCCAUACGACAUAGCAGUGAUGAGCCUGGAAGAGGACCUGAACGGGGUUCCCACGCCUGUUCCCGCCGAGCACUUCCAUGAAGGUGAGCCUGUCAGUGUGGUGGGCUUCGGGGUCUUUGGCCAGGCCUGCGGGCCCUCGGUGACCUCAGGCAUCCUGUCGGCCGUGGUGCAUGUGGAUGAUACCCCAGUGAUGCUACAGACCACGUGUGCCGUUCACGGUGGCUCCAGCGGAGGACCCCUCUUCUCCACACGCUCAGGGGACCUCUUGGGCAUCGUUGCCAGCAACACUCGGGACAACAACACGGGCGCCACCUACCCACACCUGAACUUCAGCAUUCCCAUAACGGUGCUCCAGCCAGCCCUGCAGCGGUACAGCCAGACCGGCGACCUGGGCGGCCUCCGAGAGCUGGACCACGCCACUGAGCCGGUCAAGGUGGUGUGGCGGCUGCAGCGGCCGCUGCCGGAAGUCCCGCGGAGCAAGCUCUGAGAGUGUCCCUCUUCCGGGACGAGGCAGACCACUUUAUGGCUGUGAAAUGUGCAACUUUGACAUCUGAGUCGCCUGCCAGGGCGCGGCCCAAGCCACCCCCUCAUCCUCACCCGCUGACUGUGCAGCACUGUGGGUCUCUGAUCCACUUCGGGGUGCUUUCCUGAGCCUGACUCGCCCGUCAUUGUUCCUUCUGGGGAUUCUGGUCCAUCGGGCAGAUGCUGCUGGAAGGGCGGCCCAACACCACCCCACCCCCACCCCCACCCACCCCCCUUCCUGGUUCAGCAUCUCUCCUCCUUUCAGCCCCUGGUCACCUGAAGUGGCCAUCCCCAGGGCUCUUGCCCGAUACUCCGUAUUCGGCAGGUAGAGGACUCUGCUUGGAAGCCCCAGAGUCUCAGCGGCCAAUAACAGGCGUGUCUUCCCAUUGCUACAUUGAUAUUCAGGCAAAUACCCGAAAGUCACCUGGGCCUUCGCUCUGACACAGUGCCUUCAUUUUCUAGCCCGGAGCCCGUGAUCUUGCGAGUGGUGUGUGUGGUGGGGGCUGGGAAUAAACAGUCUGAAUGGCUUCA